AUGAAGUCGCCUGCCAGUCCAGCCGCGCACGCUGAGCCGCGCCCUGCUGCUACUGGCGGCGGCGGUGGCUCAGCGGCAGCAGCGCCGGCGAUGACGACCUCCUCCUCUCCUUCCUCGCAGCCACGCCCCCACAACGCAGACUCGUCCCAGGCUGUGCUGUCGCCUAACAAGCGGCGCGUGCCGAUACCUUCGUCAGACGCCACCAACCAGCAGGGACGUGCUCCCUCCUCGUCCGACGCCGCACAUACCCGGCCCCAGGACGAUUCCUCCAAGACGACCAAGAGAGCCAGGGGAGAGGAUGCGCCCCCAAAGACACUGCCGCUGCGGUACGAGCUCUGCGCUGUCGAAGAUGUGGUCGAGCUCAUCGCCAACAUGCUGGCUGAGCUUAUCGCGACGAACGACUACAUACGAGUCACCAACGAUGGGUUGACGCGAUUCCACUCCCGAACGCCUCCCGGCAUAUCGGUGCGAGACUACCUCCACCGCCUGGCCAGACACGCCACCCUGACGCCGCCCUUGCUCCUCGCCAUGGUCUACUACAUCGACCGGCUGUGCCUCAUGUACCCGGAAUUCACCAUCAACACCCUCACCGUCCACCGCUUCCUCAUCACCGCCGCCACGGUCGCCGCAAAGGGUCUGUCCGACGCCUUUUGGAACAAUGCCACGUACGCUAGGGUUGGUGGCGUACGGUUGGCCGAGCUCAAGCUGCUCGAGCUCGAGUUCCUCCACAGGGUCGACUGGAAGAUUGUCCCCGACCCGGAUGUGCUGGUCGCCUACUACAAUGGCCUGGUCGAGCGCACGCCGGGCUACGUUCUCGAACCGGGCUCGUUAUCCGAUGGCAGUGCAGCCGACGACGACGAUGACGGCGACGACGACGACGACGACGACGACGACGCGGACGAGAGAGAGAGAGACGAGAAAGACUCAUAG
This is a messenger RNA of Geosmithia morbida, 930 nucleotides long. Its product is annotated as Cyclin. Gene Ontology annotation, molecular function: cyclin-dependent protein serine/threonine kinase regulator activity; protein kinase binding. The transcript is spliced from 2 exons. The record is from RefSeq and is a predicted model, not a curated record. Gene Ontology annotation, biological process: regulation of cyclin-dependent protein serine/threonine kinase activity. Bases 1 to 930 code for a protein of 309 amino acids. Lineage: Eukaryota; Fungi; Ascomycota; Sordariomycetes; Hypocreales; Bionectriaceae. Gene Ontology annotation, cellular component: nucleus; cyclin-dependent protein kinase holoenzyme complex.